This is a messenger RNA of Symbiodinium necroappetens, 1779 nucleotides long. The record is from the annotation of a GenBank genome assembly. NCBI's taxonomy places the organism in Eukaryota, Dinophyceae, Suessiales, Symbiodiniaceae.
AUGCAAGAUGCACUGUGGGAGGUGGCUCCUGAAGCCAGUGUAGUCGCAUCAGCUGGCGUGGUUGGAGGUUCAUUGCUCAAAGUACUCGAUUCCUUUGGUGCCGUGGCCACAGGCAUAUCCGGUGCUGCAGUUGGUGCCGUGUCUGCCACAGCUGGUGCUUUGGCAGCCAAGGCCCUGACCGAACGCAAUGAGCGUGCAGCCAUUGAAAAGCGUUUGUUCGAGGUAAAACGACAUGCCCCGCAAAGCAGUCCUUUGUCCUUGGAGCCUUUGGUGGCUGUCCGGCAAAUGUUUGAAGCCAUCGACUGGUGUCUGGCCAACGAGGAGAGGCAUUGGACACGCCAAGGUCCGGCAUCACUGGCUUUCAGUUGCUUCUCAGGAGAGGGGACACGCGGCGGUCCUUCGAAGAAUGCAAGCACAUCCGCAGACAAGGAUUAUCGCAAGCAUUUGAAGAAGGUGCGCGGAUUGUGUUCUCCCACGCCACUGCGUGGCCAAGCUCGCGGAAGGUCGCAGCAGAACAAGAAAGAUGGAGCUAAAGGCAUCGCAAGUGAAGCCGGGAUAAUUUCAGGAUUAACCGUGCCAGGAAGCAGCCAAGCUUAUGAGCGUCUCUUCAACCCACAGUGGGGGACCGUUCGAAGCAAGCAAGGGGUUUGCGCCGCCUUGGCAUACCUGGUCAGCCAGUUUCUCGAGUUAAGGCAUUGUCCGAAAGGAAAUCUGCUUGAUGGUGAGAGGAGCUCGCUCAGACUGGCCGUGACAUCUUUGGCGCGACAUCACAUAUUCGACGAAGAAGACAAGGCAGCGCACGUGUUGAAAGUCACGCGCCUCCUUCUUCCGAGUGGAACUGCUGCAGAGCCGGACGAGAUUGAGGAAGCAGAGGAGAAGCGGUGGAAGACCCAGCCUGACCAGGAACAGGAGUUCCGUGCCGCAGCCGUGGCCUUGGUUUGCCUUUUGGACGCAGCAUUGGCCUGGCGGCCGUCUGAUCCGCUAGGAUGGAUGGGCCAGGCAGAGGAUGCAGAGGGUGCAGUUCUGGCCCGCGAGAAAGGCGUCUGUUCCUUUCCGAUCUUUGCCAGCAAGGUCCGCAGAUGUCUCAAGAAGGCGAGCGCCGGUUGCUCGAUUACCUGGCGUCGGUUGGAGGUGCAUCUGGAUGCCGUAAGGACCAGAGCUCUUCCAGAACCUUGGCCUUGGAUUUGGGUUCUGAAUGAGGAGGCGUCCAUGCUUGUGCGGAACCGGACAAAAGUGCCACUCCGCGUGGAGCUUCAUCAACCGAAGGGCGCGCAGCUCUCACCGUUGGCAGAUUUGCCACUUUUGAAGCCAGUCCUGCAUUGGCUUCGUGGCAAAGCAGCACCAAUUCUAGCAGCUGACGUCAAGCCUGGAAUCGAGUGGGCCCUGCGGCCGAAGGUGAAGGAAGGGCGUGACUUCAGAGUCAAGUUGCUAACAGCUGCCGGUGUGCUUGUUUGUACACGGCCUCUGCGCCGUGGGCAAUCUUUUGAUUUUCACGUGCCUGUACCACCGCCUCCUGCACAACUGCGAGUGUCUGCUCUCGCAUCGAAGCGGGACAGCAUGGAAGCUGGCCCAGUCUGCCGGAUCAAGGUCAUGGACGAGGCGGCCAAGGCCUUCGGUGUUAAGGAACACGAUGAAGAUCACGAUGGUUCCAUAUGCUCAACGACAGCUCCAUCAUUUUCCUCGGGACGUUUCAGCCUUGCCAGCACCUCAGCGUCCAGCACUUGGCCUCCCAGCGCAGGCGGCUUGGAAUGUCUUGGCAUGUGCUUGGCUAGCGGCUAA